Messenger RNA from Pseudocercospora fijiensis CIRAD86, 1890 nucleotides. RefSeq lists its product as uncharacterized. The transcript is spliced from 6 exons. Lineage: Eukaryota; Fungi; Ascomycota; Dothideomycetes; Mycosphaerellales; Mycosphaerellaceae. Bases 1 to 1890 code for a protein of 629 amino acids. The record is from RefSeq and is a predicted model, not a curated record.
AUGUGGCACCGCCGUCUCACGGCUCAGUACAGUCGGAAGUACACGGUGCCGCAACUGCGCGCAGCCAUUAAAACCCGCCUUGGCUAUGACCCACCAAAGUCAAAGAGCAAGGAAUACUAUGCCAACGUGAUGAUCCAGGCGGACUACACGAUCUUCCGACUUCUCGACCUCCCAGCAGAGAUGAGAAACCAGAUUUACCGGCAGCUGCUGACGAUCGGAAGCGGCAAGUUAUCGACUGCGAUUCUUCGAGUGUCAAAGCAGGUGCACUCUGAGGCGCGUGCGAUCCUUUACAACGACAACGUGUACAAGCUCGGCAUCUCAAUCGAUCAUCACCUCGAUUUGACACACGUCCACCGCAAUUUCAAGACCGGGAACUUGUCGGUCAGCACUGCAGACAACCGAGAGCAGCAACUCCGCGAACCUGACUUUGUUCGAAUGGAGAACACAGCACAUGUCGCUCGCUUCAAGCACAUCAGCCUCACUCUUGCAUUCCACAAUCGCAUACGCAUCCCUCCCAAGGCUAAAGACGACGAACGAAUGUGCAAUAUAGUCUCCCGGACCAUGAGCCAGCAUCUCUGGCCUCUGGUCAACUUUCUCACCAUAUCGAAGCAACUCCGAACGCUAGAAGUCGUCGUGGAACAAACCGACGUUCAACUCUCGGAAGAGCUCAUGGGCAAGGCUCUCUGGCCGCUUUCGUUACUCGGCCAUGGUUUAUCCAUCAAGUUUGUGGGAAUCAGCGAUCAAAUGGCUAAUGACCUGCGUUCCGAAGUCGGGAACACUCCCUCGCCGGAACCUGGCAUGAAUACCGAUCUGUUGAAGGCCCGAAGCUAUGCUCAAAUCAUCGAAGCCUUGCAACAAGACAUGGCAGACGCCGAAUAUGGUAUCAACGCAACACCAAGCCAGCGCGAUCAGUACGAUCUUGGCUUGUCGGACGAGAUGCAAGAAGGCGUCAAGAGCAUUGGCAAGCUCUUCAAUUCAGCAGAGUUUGCAGAUGCAGAGAGGGUCAACGCAAUCACCAAAGGCACCAAACUGCUUCAGGACUCUAUCGAGGAUAAGUCUCUACCAACACACUUACUGGCCAUCAUUGACAAGUUUAAGAGGAGCGAGGGCUACGAGCUCCGGCCUGAGCACGGUCGGGCAUCUCAGCGCAGCACUCAGCAUUUGGAAAACCAGAUUCGUGAAUGGAGAACUCAGCCCUGGUGGAAUAAAAAGUGCUGGCAUGGACGACAUUUAGGAUUCGUCAAUUCUGCAGGGACAGAUCUAGCCACCGUUGGAAUAAUCGUUCCAGCGAGGCAUGACUCUGCUAUACAACUCGGGAAGCGCAUGGCAUGUCGCAAACAGGCGUGUCUAGCAAUCGAAGGUGUAGGGAUGGAGCCUUAUGAGACUGGCAUGAAGCGGCUUUUAGAGGCUGUUGGAGAUUUUGUUUUUUUUUCUUUUCUCAGGACUGACCAAUGGCGCGUGGAAGAUGAUGCAUUCUCUUUUUGCAUGGAGUCGACAGAUGUACGAGACUUGGAGCUCCAUCUUACAAUCGAGAAAAUAAUUAAUUUCAUGAAGAAAACAAUUCCAAAACAAUCGGAUCAAACUCCCCACAAACCACAUUCCCAUCUUGAUCCAAUUCCUGAUUCUUCCCACUCCCAACAUACCAAACAUUAUCCCCUCCACGAGCCCAUACUCACACCUCCACUACAGGUUAAAGGACACACCACUCUUCUGGGUAUAGCUAAAUACGAGCUACAGUACGGAGGAGCAGAUCUUUUGCAAGCCAUUCCUGGACACUGCGCUCUGGCAGCAACAACGCAUAGGAUGAGCGACAGGAAUCUCGAAAGCUUAUGGAGAAGGAGGGCAGAGAGGCAGAAGUCUGCGGCGUCCAUCGUGACAGCAAUUUGGUAG